UCGGCAGAAAUCAGGAUGGCUCCGACCGUGAGCCUGGAGCCCGCGGGCGGCUGCGCCUGGGACGAGCCGGUGCGCAUCUCCGUGCGCGGCCUGGCCCCGGGACAGCCCGUCACGCUGCGCGCGUCCCUGCGCGACGAGAGGGGCGCGCUCUUCCGGGCCCACGCGCGCUACCGGGCGGACGACCGCGGCCUCCUGGACCUGGCGCGCGCGCCCGCGCUGGGCGGCAGCUUCGUGGGGCUCGAGCCCAUGGGGCUGCUCUGGGCCCUGGAGCCCGAGACGCCCUUGGUGCGGCUGGUGAAGCGGGACGUGCAGACGCCCUUCGCCGUGGAGCUGGAGGUGCUGGACGGCCACGAGCCCGACGCCGGGCGGCUCCUGGGCCGGGCGCUGCACGAGCGCCACUUCCUGCGGCCCGGGGUGCGGCGGGUGCCGGUGCGCGCGGGCCGGGUGCGCGGCACGCUCUUCCUGCCCCCAGGUGCAGGACCCUUCCCUGGGAUCAUUGAUCUGUAUGGAAGUGGUGGUGGCCUUUGUGAAUACAGGGCCAGCCUCCUGGCUGGACAUGGGUUUGCUGCGCUUGCUUUGGCUUAUUUUAGAUUUGAAGACCUCCCUGAGUAUUUGGAUGAUCUACAACUCGAGUACUUUGAAGAAGCUGUGAACUUCAUGCUGCAGCAUCCAAAGGUGAAAGGCCCUAAUGUUGGGCUUCUUGGCUUCUCCAAAGGAGGUGACCUGUGUCUCUCAAUGGCCUCUUUCUUGAAGGGGAUCACAGCCACUGUACUUAUCAAUUCCUGUGUGGCUAACACAGUAGCUCCUCUGCCUUACAAAGAUAUGAUUAUCCCCAGUCUUGGCAGUGACCCAAAGAGAUAUACAAUUAAUGAAUCUGGACUUUUGAAUUUUAUGGGUAUUUGGGAAAAUCCACUGGAGGGAUCCAACCAGAAAAGUAUUAUUCCAUUUGAAAGGGCCCAGGGGCCCUUCCUGUUUAUUGUUGGCAUGGAUGAUAAUAACUGGAAGAGUAGCUUCUAUGCUCAGAUAGCCUCUGAACGGUUACAAGCCAAUGGGAAAGACAGACCCGAGAUAAUCUGCUACAAAGGAACUGGUCAUUGUAUUGAACCACCUUAUUUUCCUGUAUGUAGAGCUUCUGUACAUGCAGUGUUAGGCCAACCCAUAUGCCAUGGAGGUGAGCCAGAGUUUCAGUCAAGGGCACAGGUCGAUGCUUGGCAGCGAAUUCAAACUUUCUUCCAUAAACAUCUCAAUGGUCAAAAACCUGUCCAGUCCAGCAAACUAUAAAAUUGUAAUCAUAGACCAGAUAGUAUUAAUAAAAACCGAAUUCAUACAUA
Canis lupus familiaris (dog) is the source of this 1331-nucleotide messenger RNA. It is a transcript of the gene ACOT6, whose product is annotated as acyl-CoA thioesterase 6. The transcript is spliced from 3 exons. NCBI's taxonomy places the organism in Eukaryota, Metazoa, Chordata, Mammalia, Carnivora, Canidae. The coding region runs from base 16 to 1281 and encodes 421 amino acids. The record is from RefSeq and is a predicted model, not a curated record. Gene Ontology annotation, molecular function: fatty acyl-CoA hydrolase activity. Gene Ontology annotation, biological process: acyl-CoA metabolic process; fatty acid metabolic process.